GUUUCUAUAAAAAGGCCCAUUUCUAAUAAACCAUUUCUAAAGGUGAAAUAUCUACACUCCUCUUAGUAGCUCUUUCCACUGACUCACAUUUUUCUCACAGCUCCAGCUUAGCCAUGGGAAAAUUUCUAAUACCCUUCUUCAUUUUGGCCUCUCUCGCCAUCCCAGUAGAAGUCACUGCUACAACAAUGACAAUGUACAACAAAUGUAGCCACCCAGUUUGGCCAGGGAUACAGCCAAGUGCAGGAAAGCCGGUUCUGGCUCGUGGAGGGUUCAAGCUGCUCCCAAAUAAGGCUUACAGGCUUAGCCUACCGGCUGGGUGGUCCGGUCGAGUCUGGGGUCGGCAUGGCUGCUCUUUUGAUGCAUCUGGACACGGGCGCUGUGCUACUGGGGACUGUGGUGGUGCGCUCUUUUGUAAUGGCAUUGGUGGGACCCCUCCAGCUACACUCGCUGAGAUUACUCUGGGUAAUGACCAAGAUUUCUAUGAUGUGAGUCUCGUAGAUGGCUACAAUCUUGCCAUCUCUAUUACUCCAUUCCGGGGCAAAGGGAAAUGUAGCUAUGCAGGUUGUGUGAGUGACUUAAACACAAUGUGCCCAGUGGGUCUACAAGUGAAAUCUCAUGACAAGAGGCAAGUUGUUGCUUGUAAAAGUGCCUGCGCUGCUUUCAAUUCUCCAAGAUAUUGUUGCACUGGUACUUUUGGUAAUCCACAAUCUUGUAAGCCAACUGCUUACUCAAGAAUUUUCAAGACUGCUUGUCCAAAAGCUUACUCUUAUGCUUACGAUGAUCCCACUAGUAUUGCCACUUGCACUGGUGGUAGCUAUUUGCUCACUUUCUGUCCUCACCAUUAGUACUCUUUUUUUUUUUUUUUUUCAACUCUUAUUAUUAGUAGUAUCAAGUCAAAUAUAUAGUCGUGAUUUUAGUCUUCACCUUUUCUCUCUAGGUCAGAUUCCUAGCUAGUAUAUUGUAUUAUUAUCAUCAUUAUCACUGGUGCUACACUCUUUAUUUAAAUUGGUAGCAGUUAAGUGUUUUUGGUUUUGUUGAA
This is a messenger RNA of Nicotiana attenuata, 1039 nucleotides long. RefSeq names its product thaumatin-like protein. The record is from RefSeq and is a predicted model, not a curated record. NCBI's taxonomy places the organism in Eukaryota, Viridiplantae, Streptophyta, Magnoliopsida, Solanales, Solanaceae. The transcript is spliced from 3 exons. Gene Ontology annotation, biological process: defense response. Gene Ontology annotation, cellular component: extracellular region. Bases 114 to 845 code for a protein of 243 amino acids.